This is a messenger RNA of Pelobates fuscus (common spadefoot toad), 2027 nucleotides long. RefSeq names its product E2F transcription factor 3 (gene E2F3). The transcript has 7 exons. NCBI's taxonomy places the organism in Eukaryota, Metazoa, Chordata, Amphibia, Anura, Pelobatidae. The record is from RefSeq and is a predicted model, not a curated record. Gene Ontology annotation, cellular component: RNA polymerase II transcription regulator complex. Gene Ontology annotation, biological process: regulation of transcription by RNA polymerase II. Gene Ontology annotation, molecular function: RNA polymerase II cis-regulatory region sequence-specific DNA binding; protein dimerization activity; DNA-binding transcription factor activity, RNA polymerase II-specific. Bases 325 to 1599 code for a protein of 424 amino acids.
GCGCGUAAACCGCAUCCCUUCAUUCAUUGUCAGCUUCCUGGAGCCAUUUUUCUGCCGCGGCGGUGGCGGGGAGGUCGAAGCCGGGGCCCAACUACUCUUAGCCGCACAAUCCGCCUCCAUCUGCCUCCCCCGGCCCUCGAUACCCCCCCGGGGACCCGCUCCAUGCAAGCCGGGGGUCUGCUCUAGCUCCAUCCCCCUCUAUUUCCCCUCCCGGAGGCCGGGGCCGUGCGGAUUACAGGGCUCGGAGGGAGGGAGGCUCGGAGCGGCCCGGGGCGGGAGCUGCACGGCGGGCGGCGGCAGGGGGGAGCACCGCGAGCAGGAGACAUGAGGAAGGCGAUCCCGGCCGGGCACGACACGCUGCUGCUGUCCGGGCUGGUGGGCUCAGACCGGGGCUCCGGGCUCCCGGGGGGGCUGGUGGCCGGGGGGGGCGGCGGGUACUUGCAGAUCCUCUCCUCCCCCGGCUCCCUGCACCACCACCACUCCCAGCCAGCACUGUGCGCCGCCGAGCCCCAGCACCCGGCCGCCAGCUACAUCUACUCCACCCCGCAUGGACCCGCCGGGAGAGCCGGCCUGCUGCAGCCCAGCCUGGGGCGCCCUCCGGCAAAGAGGCGGCUGGAACUUGGAGAUGGAAGUCACCCAUAUCUCUCUGAAGGCUUAAAGACACCCAAAGGGAAAGGAAGAGCAAGUGGACUGUGUCCAGACAGCCCAAAAACACCAAAGUCUCCAAUAGAAAAGACUCGAUAUGACACCUCACUUGGUCUACUGACAAAGAAGUUCAUUCAGUUGCUCAGCCAGUCGUCUGAUGGUGUAGUUGAUCUAAACAGAGCUGCUGAAGUUCUCAAUGUUCAGAAAAGAAGAAUUUAUGAUAUCACUAAUGUGUUGGAAGGCAUACAUCUUAUUAAAAAGAAGUCUAAAAACAACAUCCAGUGGAUGGGCUGUAGCUUGCCUGAUGAUGGUGGAAACAUGGCUCGAUUUCAAGUGCUUUCAAAGGAACUCUCGGAUCUUACCCAAGAGGAGAACAAACUUGAUGAAUUAAUACAAAACUGUACCUUAGACCUAAAACAUUUGACAGAAGACACUGAGAAUCAAAGAUUGGCUUAUGUAACCUACCAAGACAUUCGCAAAAUCAAUGGCCUUAAGGAACAAACCGUUAUUGUCGUAAGAGCCCCUCCUGAAACCAGACUUGAAGUGCCUGAUCCAGAUGAGAGUUUGCAGAUACAUUUAACUAGCAGUCAAGGUGCCAUUGAAGUCUACUUAUGUCCUGAUGCUUCUGAAUCAAGCAGUCCGGUAAAGCAAAAUAAUCCAGACCUUAAUGGAAAUAUUGCAAAGACUAAUUCCAAAGAUACUUUGUCUCCUAAUGUGGGUAAUUUAAAUUGCUCAGUGAUGGGCAUUUCACCUUUAACUUCCCCAAGUAACCUCCUUCAGCAGACAGAGGACCAAAUACCUUUGAAUCUGGAUAGCCCCUUUGUAAACCUGCUUCCUCCUCUCAUGCAUGAAGACUAUCUGCUAAGUCUUGGAGAAGAGGAGGGGAUCAGUGAUCUAUUUGAUGUCUAUGAAUUAGAGAAGCUACCAUCCUUGGAGGACUUCAUGUGCAGCUGAUUGUUAGACUUUUUGUUUUCUGCAGACCUUUUGGUUUGUCUUGAAUACCUUGCAUAUGGGACCCGAUAUACUUGAGAAAGUCACAUCUCGACACUUUCAUCUCUUCCUUUCCUGAGCCCUUCCAACAACAACUGCAGCUUCAUGAAAUGAAUGCUACUACAGCUGCAGAAACUGCAAUGACCUGAACAAAUUGGUCCUCGAGGCUAUGCAAGAUUUAUAGGAUGAUGCAUUGACUGGGUUUGUCCAAGGCACAAAUUUGCACCAUGUGUAAUAUUCUUCCAUAAUAGCUGUUUUUUGAUCUAAAGGCCAUGGUCUGGUGAAGCCUGUGAAUGACAUGAAGUGUCAACCUGUGCCUUCCUAUGUAUUUCAUUAUCCCACCCUUCUCUCUUGUGGAGAUAUCCACAAUAAAUGUGAACUGUCAUUUUGGA